AUUCAGUUUUAAAGGUUAUCUCAUAUAUUCUGUUCAUUUCAAUGGUUGGAGUAUCUUCCUUCCAAAAAAAAAAGGUUGGAGUGUCUUGAACAAAUUUUGACUCAAGUCAUAAGGAAGAAGAGAAGAAAAGAAAAUCAAUGGAAAUCUUAAUUUCUGUUGUUGGAAAAAUAGCAGAAUAUACAGUUGUGCCUAUCGGACGUCUAGCAAGUUACUUAAUAUUCUACAAAGAUAACUUCAAGACAUUAAACAAUCAUGUUGGAGACCUUGAGGCUGCAAGAGAAAGAGUGAACCAUUCAGUUGCAAGUGAAAGGGGAAAUGGUAGAGAAAUUGAAAAAGAUGUUCUGAAUUGGUUGGAGAAAGUGGACGGGGUCAUUAAAGAGGCGAAUCAGCUUCAAAACGAUCCUCGCCGUCCCAAUGGUGGGUGCUCAGCAUUGUCGUUCCCUAACUUGGUUUUACGUCAUCAACUAAGUAGGAAUGCCACAAAAAUUGCAACAGAUGUUGUUCAAGUUCAAGGAAAAGGGAUUUUUGAUCAAGUUGGUUACCUUCCCCCUCUAGAUGUAGUAGCCUCAUUCCCAACAAGAGAUGGUGAAAAGUAUGACACAAGGGAGUCGCUUACGGAGGACAUUGUGACGGCUUUAGCAGACCCUACUUCACGCAAUAUUGGGCUCUGUGGGUUGGGUGGGGUCGGCAAGACCACUCUAGUGGAGAAAGUUGCUCAAAUAGCCAAGCAACGUAAGUUGUUCGAUAAUGUGGUUAAGACAGAAGUAUCGAAAAAUCCAGACAUCAAAUUAAUUCAAGAGCAGAUUGCAGAUUUUUUGAAUCUAUAAUUCAAAGAGACGACUAUUCUUGGCAAAGCACAACGCCUAAGACAGAGAAUCAAGAUGGAGAAAAGUAUCCUUAUCAUUCUAGAUAAUGUAUGGACCAAACUUGAUUUGAAAAUAGUGGGGAUUCCAUUUGGUGAUGAACAUAAAGGUUGUAAAUUGUUGAUGACAAGUAGAGAUCAAGAUGUGUUGUUUCAAAUGGAUGUUCCAAAGGAUUUCUCUUUCAAAGUUGAACUUAUGAGUGAAAACGAGACAUGGAGCUUGUUUCAAUUUAUGCUUGGGGAUGUGGUCAAUGAUAGCAAUUUGAAAGGUAUACCAUUUCAAGUUGCCCAAAAAUGUGCAGGUUUGCCUCUCAGGGUAGUGACGGUAGCGGGUGCAAUGAAAAAUAAAAGGGAUAUCCGGUCUUGGAAAAAUGCAUUCAGACAAUUACAAAGUAAUGAUCAUACAGAUCAGAUGGAUUCCGAAACUUAUUCUGCUUUGGAAUUAAGCUACAGCUCAUUGCAAAGUGAUGAAAUGAGGGCUCUCUUCUUACUUUUUGCAUCACUGCCAGGUAAUGAUAUCGAAUACUUUCUCCAAGUUGCAAUGGGAUUAGACAUAUUGAAGCAUACAGUGGAUGAUGCAAGAAACAAACUUUACACAAUAAUCAAAUCUUUGGAGGCGACUUGUCUUCUGCUUGAAGUUAAAACAGAUGCAAAGAUCCAAAUGCAUGACUUUGUUCGUGAUUUUGCUAUCUCCAUAGCAUGUAGGGACAAACAUUUAUUUAUAAGAAAACAAUUUGAUGAGAAAUGGCCAACCAAGGAUUUUUUGAAAAGGUGCACGCAGAUCGUUCUCGAUAGGUGUUAUAUGCAAGAGCUUCCUGAAACGAUUGAUUGUCCAAACAUUAAGCUUUUCUAUUUUUGCAAUAACAAUCAAUCUUUAGAAAUCCCUGAUACCUUUUUUGAGGGUAUGAGAAGCCUUGUAGCGCUAGAUUUAACGUCUUUGAACUUGUCAUCAUUACCCACAUCAUUUCGGUUUCUAACAGGCCUUCAAACAUUGUGUUUGAAUCAUUGCAUUUUGGAAAACAUGGAUGCAAUAGAAGCUUUGCAAAAUUUGGAAAUUCUUCGCCUCUGGAAAUCUUCAAUGACAAAGUUGCCAAGAGAAAUAGGGAAAUUGACUCAAUUGAGAAUGCUUGAUUUAAACCAUUCAGGAAUAGAAGUGGUCCCACCCAACAUCAUAUCAAGUUUGACUAACUUGGAGGAGUUGUACAUGGGAAAUACCUCUAUUAAUUGGAAAGAUGUGAAUUCAACAGUUCAAAAUGGAAAUGCUAGCAUUGCCGAGCUUCGAAAACUACCCAACUUGACAGCUUUAGAAUUGCACAUUCGCGAGACUUGGAUGUUGCCAAGGGACUUGCAACUGGUGUUUGAGAAGCUGGAAAAAUAUAAAAUAGCUAUUGGAGAUGUAUGGGACUGGUCUGACAUUAAGGAUGGAACUUUAAAAACAUUGAUGCUCAAACUUGGUACAAACAUACAUUUGGAGCAUGGAAUUAAAGUAUUGAUUAAAGGUGUUGAGAAUUUGUACCUGGAUGAUGUAGAUGGAAUUCAAAAUGUGCUUUAUCAACUAAAUGGGGAAGGAUUUCCGUUUCUGAAACAUCUCCACGUCCAAAAUAAUGCAAAUAUGAAGCACAUUGUUGACUUUAAAAAUAAGAGGAAUCAAAUCCAUGUGUCCUUUCCCAUCUUGGAAACACUAGUACUUCACAGUCUUAAAAACUUGGAGCAUAUAUGUCAUGGUCAACCUUCAAAUACUUCUUUUGGAAAUCUCAGUGUUAUCAAAGUAAAAAAUUGUGUCCAAUUAAAAUAUCUAUUCUCCUCUGCAAUGGUUAAAGAACUUUCCCACAUUUCUAAGAUUGAAGUUUGUCGGUGCAAUUCUAUGAAGGAGAUAGUGUUCGGAGACAACAAUUCAAGUGCAAAUAAUGAUAUCACCGAUGAAAAAAUUGAGUUUCUUCUACUGCGUUCUUUGACUUUAGAACAUUUGCAGACACUUGAUAAUUUUUCCUCUUACUAUUUGACACAUUUGAGAAGUAAGCAAAAGUAUCAAGGUCUAGAGCCUUACACUUCUACACCAUUUUUCAAUGCUCAGGUUGAGUUUCCGAAUUUGGAUACCCUUAAAUUGAGCUCACUUCUCAAUUUGAAUCAAGUUUGGCAUGAUAAUCAUCAAUCUAUGUGCAACUUGACUUGCUUGAUUGUGGAUAAUUGUGUUGGAUUGAAGUAUUUAUUCUCCUCUACUUUGGUUGAAAGUUUUAUGAACCUUAAACACCUUGAAAUAAGUAAUUGUUCUAUGAUGGAGGAGAUAAUAGUUAAAGAAGAUAGAAAUAAUGCAGUAAAAGAGGUUCAUUUCUUGAAAUUAGAGAAAAUCAUAUUGAAGGAUAUGGACAACUUGAAGACAGUAUGGCAUCACCAAUUUAAAACAUUGAAGAUGUUGGAAGUGAACAAUUGUAAGAAAAUUGUGGUGGUUUUUCCUUCUUCAAUGCAAAACACAUAUAAUGAGCUUGAGAUGUUGGAGGUUAGAAAUUGUGCUUCAGUUGAAGAAAUAUUUGAACUGACUUUGAAUGAAAAUAACAGUGUAGAGGAAACAUCACAUUUGAAAGAGCUUAUUAUAAUUGGAUUGUGGAAGCUGAACAAGAUAUGGAGUGGAGAUCCUCAAGGAAUUCUUAGUUUUCAAAAUCUAAUAAAUAUACAUCUAGUUAAGUGUAUAAGCUUGGAGUAUCUGUUACCACUCUCCGUAGCCAUUCGUUGCUCACAUCUCAAGGAACUUAGUCUAAAAUAUUGUGUAAACAUGAAGGAUUGUUGCAGCGGAGGAGAAAGAAUCUAGAGCGAAUGAAGCUCCCAUAUUUGAGUUUAAUCAACUAA
Molecule: messenger RNA, 3706 nt
Organism: Medicago truncatula (barrel medic)
Lineage: Eukaryota; Viridiplantae; Streptophyta; Magnoliopsida; Fabales; Fabaceae
Product: probable disease resistance protein At4g27220
Exons: 4
Coding region: 882-3668 (928 amino acids)
Molecular function (GO): protein binding; ADP binding
Source: RefSeq, a predicted model, not a curated record